Molecule: messenger RNA, 965 nt
Organism: Dothidotthia symphoricarpi CBS 119687
Lineage: Eukaryota; Fungi; Ascomycota; Dothideomycetes; Pleosporales; Dothidotthiaceae
Product: major allergen Alt a 1 subunit
Exons: 1
Coding region: 298-765 (155 amino acids)
Source: RefSeq, a predicted model, not a curated record
GUUGCAAUUUUAAAAAUAGCACACUUCAGCCCUGCGUUACAUCUCGCGUAUGUUUUGUCCGUAUACACAGUGGCAAGGGUGCUGGUCACUUGACGUCAGACCUAUCGUAUCCCGCCUUGGACGGACAUACACCAAAUGCGCGAACAGUCUUGGGAUGUAACACCGAUACAUAUAUAAGGACCAGGCUGCACACCCUUCUAAAAUCAUCAAACAACCACACUUCCACAUCUUCCAAUCAACCUUCAAACACCUCUACAACCUCACAACAACUUUCAAUCUUCAACCAAGAUCAUCAAUAUGCAGUUCACCAUCGUCGCCGCUUUCCUCGCCGCUGCCGGCAUCACUGCCGCUUCUCCCAUCGCGGCCCGUCAGGAGCCCGUCGCUACCCCAUCCGGCGACUACAUCUGGAAGAUCAGCGAGUUCUACUCCCGCAAGCUGAACGGCAAGGACAUCGACUCCUUGGCCUUCAACAUCAAGGCCACCAACAACGGAACCCUUGACUUCACCUGCGAGGCCACCGAGGGUCCCAUCGUGCCCACCCAGUUCUACCAGUGCGGAGAGAACAGCCAGAUCUACUUCUCCUUCCAGGAUGACCGCAGCGGUCUCCUCCUGAGGCAGGAUGUCUCCGACGACAUCCAGUACGUCGGCACUGCCACCCUUCCCAACUACUGCCGCGCCGGCGGUGCUGGAAUCAACGACUUCAUCUGCAACGGUGUCAACGACGCCUACCUCACCCUUGUCCAGUACCCUGGCACGCUCGAGUAAAUAUCGGUUUAUGGAUUAUGAUAACCGGUCUUCAUGUACAUAGCCACUUGUCAUUCCUUUGCAUAGCGUUGGGUCAAAACUUAUAGAAUAUAAUCCACGAUCAACUUUGUAACAUGCCUCACCUUUUGAUCCCAACAGUGAAAAUUUCUGCAUCCAUAUGGGUUCACUUCAUCUUUCUCCAUAUUCGUUCUUUUGCAUCU